GCGAGACACUCGCAUCUCUCGCCAAGGGUUGCCGGCCACAGCUGUGCUGCAGAGUGGCUGUAAAUCACUCUGGUUUCAGCCUCUGCUCCUGCACCUCCUUCCUGGGAGGGAAGAAUGGUGUAGGUCUGCGUGUGCGCAUGGUGCCUGCAGGGAGAAAGGAGCGGGGGUAGAGGGGGAUUGUGUUUGAGCCAGAAUAUCAGCACAGCAGCGUCUGGAUUGCAGCCGAUCGCUGUCGCCAUUUGCCUGCAGGAAUCCUGCUGCCUUCAGCACUGGACCCAGUGACCAUGACUGAGAAGACACAAGAACCUCAUGUGGAGGAUGACGAUGAUGAGCUGGAUGGGAAACUCAAUUACAAACCUCCUCCCCAGAAAACACUGCAGGAGCUGCAAGAGUUGGACAAGGAUGAUGAAAGCCUUGCUAAAUACAAGAAGUCCUUGCUGGGAGAUGGACCUGUGGUAGUAGACCCAACAGCUCCCAAUGUGGUGGUCACCCGACUCACUCUGGUAUGUGACUCUGCUCCAGGACCGAUCACUAUGGACCUUACAGGUGACCUCGAAGCACUCAAGAAAGAGACCUUUGUGUUAAAGGAAGGUGUGGAAUACAGAGUUAAGAUCCACUUCAGAGUAAACAGGGACAUUGUGUCGGGACUGAAAUACGUGCAGCACACCUACCGGACAGGGGUGAAGGUGGACAAGGCCACGUUCAUGGUUGGCAGCUACGGGCCACGGCCAGAGGAGUAUGAGUUCCUGACCCCUGUUGAAGAAGCUCCUAAGGGUAUGCUGGCUCGAGGCACCUACCACAACAAAUCCUUCUUCACGGAUGAUGACAAGCACGACCACCUCACCUGGGAGUGGAACCUGUCCAUCAAGAAGGAAUGGACAGAAUGAGUUCACCCAGUUUGCCUUCCCCCUUCAACCCCUUGUCUCCUGCACCAGUCUCCAGGUGGGCCAUUCCCACCGCUGCUCCUUCCUGCCAGCACGGCUGGCCACAGCCCUGGCAGCCCUUCCCCUGGGUGCUGGGGCUCUGGGCCAGCCUUGGUCAAUGCACAGCCCUGCUGGUGGCCUUUGCUGCUCUUCUGAUACACUGAAAACAACCCAACCAUUCUCUCCACCACCCCAUCGUGACACCAUGAUGGGUUAAAUUGGGAAGCGUCUCCCUCCCUCUCCCCCAGUACUUCCUCCUGUUUUCCCCAUCUCUCCUGUACCAACUCCAGUCCUGGAAGUGCCUUUUCGAGGAACCAAGAUCACCUGGCAGGGGCAGACUGGCCCCUGGAAAAUCCCUAUCUUGAGUUACGCUUGCCAUGUGCUCUGACUCACUGUAAAGGGUUACUUACCUCCCAUGAUGGUCUCCUGGUCUGUAUCUGGUGCCCUACCCUGUUAAAAUCCAUCCUUGUGCAGGCAAAGCCGGUCAGGGGGAAUGCAGCUAGAUGCUGUAACAAGACUUCUGUGUCUGAGAAUAAAACCAGUUUCUUUCUUC
Messenger RNA from Hirundo rustica (Barn swallow), 1476 nucleotides. RefSeq names its product Rho GDP dissociation inhibitor beta (gene ARHGDIB). The record is from RefSeq and is a predicted model, not a curated record. Lineage: Eukaryota; Metazoa; Chordata; Aves; Passeriformes; Hirundinidae. Gene Ontology annotation, biological process: Rho protein signal transduction. Bases 285 to 887 code for a protein of 200 amino acids. Gene Ontology annotation, molecular function: protein binding; Rho GDP-dissociation inhibitor activity. The transcript has 7 exons. Gene Ontology annotation, cellular component: cytosol; membrane; cytoplasm.